AUGGAGACGAAACAUGGUACGCCGCGUCUGUCACUCACAUCAAGCAGCACUCAAAACCAAGUAUGGGUGAAAGGUACGGACGAUAAGGUGCCGGCGGAUGUCACCCUACUCUCCCUCAUUCCCAGCCUCGGCGUUAUGCCCAGUUUAUACACAUCGUACGUUGCUACACAAUCAGUUAAUCCAGUUAAUGACUUACCUUAUAUAUCCCUAAGACUUAGGCUAGCUUUAUUAUUAUACUUAAUAACCUUACUGCCUACUGGUAUUAAAGACUUUACUACUAAGCCUUAUAGAUAUAAACUUUAUAAGGUAGGCUAUAACUAA
Molecule: messenger RNA, 321 nt
Organism: Colletotrichum navitas
Lineage: Eukaryota; Fungi; Ascomycota; Sordariomycetes; Glomerellales; Glomerellaceae
Exons: 11
Coding region: 1-321 (106 amino acids)
Source: RefSeq, a predicted model, not a curated record